This is a messenger RNA of Cydia strobilella, 2023 nucleotides long. Its product is annotated as zinc finger matrin-type protein 5. The record is from RefSeq and is a predicted model, not a curated record. The coding region runs from base 114 to 662 and encodes 182 amino acids. Gene Ontology annotation, cellular component: U12-type spliceosomal complex. Gene Ontology annotation, molecular function: zinc ion binding. Lineage: Eukaryota; Metazoa; Arthropoda; Insecta; Lepidoptera; Tortricidae. The transcript is spliced from 3 exons.
UGCUGUAUUGCCGUAUUUGAAACCUAUAGUAAAUAAACAAUGUUUUCUUGAAAGUAAAUUAAAAUAAACAUGUAAUUUACAUAUAACAUUUUUAAGAGUUUCGUGAAGCAUUAAUGAAGGAAUUACAAUUACCGUACCAAAACAUGGGUAAACGCUAUCACUGUGAAUAUUGUGACAAGACCAUGGUUGCUACGCCGGCAAUCGUGAAAACGCACAAUAAAGGGCUGUUACAUCAAAAACUAGUUCAAGAACAUUAUCAACAAUAUAAAGAACCGAAGACUAUCCUGGAAGAAGAAAGUAUGAAGAAACCAUGCAGUCGGUUUCUGAGGGGAGAAUGUCAGUUUGGUAGCAUUUGUCGCUUCUCACACUACUUCCCGGAACAGUUACAGAUGCUGAAGGAAAUUGUUGCAUCAAAGAAACAUAAACAAACAAAUCCUCUCCAACCAUCACUUGAAGAUCUGUACAAAAAGCUGCAAACUGAAAAAUCAUCAAAACGCAGUGAGUCAGACAGCAACACUAUAAUUUAUGAUAAGAAUGGACUGACCCACAUUUUCCCCUGGACUUACAAUGAAACGUUUGAAAGUUAUGGCACUUUGCCCCCGAGUGUAAGAAGAGUGAAUUUGGGAGAGUUUUACAAUUCUGAAGUUAAUGAGUGGGGAUAACGAAUGGACAUUUUGUUAUCCCCACUCAAGACAGUUAUGUUAUGUGAAUACUUUAGCAUUGGCCAUUCCACAACAUUUUAUCACCACAAUCAAGAGGAUGAUUGUUUUUAGUCGUUUGUAGUUCAGCAUGUGCAUAGGGGGCACUUCGGAACAGGUCACGCGUAUAUGAGUGAUAUCAGUCCAUACGUAGCGUGCUUGUGCACCGCUGUGGAUGUUUCAACACCUACAUUUUGAAUACAAUGCGUUUUUGUACCCACGCGCAUAGCUGGACCGUGCGCAGCAGUGGGUUUGCGGCUAGAAGGCGAUGCCAGUGUGGUUAGGUAAAAUUAUGUAGUUCCAAUUAAAGUAAAAAUAUACUUUUAUGACAGUCAUGCCACAUCUAAUAAGACUUAUUACAGAAAACGUCUUCUUGAAUACAUUCUCCUUUUCCAUGGUAUUGUUUGUUUCUUUGGUAGAUAAUACUCAGUUUGUACAUAGUUUAUAAAUCGAAACUCUUUUGGUACUUCAUAUCUUAUUGCAUUAUACUGAAAAAAAUGUUUUAUUUAGGUACCUAUUUGAAUUGGAGCAUUGCUCAUUCUAUGUGAGACAUGACACCGCUUACUCUACAACAAGAGUUAAAAAUGACGAAUGAAUGAAUGAGUUAAAAUGGUGAAUUGAUUUAUUAUAAUGUUAUAAAAUAUUUACCUUCAAAUUGAUGUCAUAUUAAUAAAGAAAAAGCGUCUUCGGCAUUCACAACCAACAUCUUUCAAAAUGUUUGAUAAAAUAAUUUGUUUCGUUUCAAAGUUACUUAUAUAUUUUUUGUAAGCUAAAAAUAUUGUUGUAGGUACUAACUUACCUAAAUAUGUAGUGUGUAAAAGAAAGUCAUACCUGUUGUAUGCUUAAUAAUAUAAAAAUCGCAAGAAAAAUAUAGUAUGCCUCCAUUGUUGCGUGAUAAAAUUUCUAUAUGUAUCGCAUAGCCAUAAAAUAUUUACGAUAUAACGUAGCUUAUUCAUCAUGCGCAAUUUACUUAUAUUACAAAUUCUGCUUGCCAUAUUUCUGAGAAAGAAAUGUGGAGAAAACUGUGAAUAAUUAAUCCGUAUUAUUAUAGAAUAAAAUUGAAUUAUUUUUAUUUGUAAACACAAACUAGACAAAUUAUAGUUGGUCAAACCAACUUGGCAGUAAAUAAGAACCAAAAAAUCUAUACUCAUCCUUUUUUUUGGGUAUAACUUUGGGUAAUAAAACUUCAAUAAAUUCAAGCAUUGUUUUUAUUUAACAAAUUAAUCUUGAUAUUGUACUUUUGUCUUAUCUUUUUGUUUGAACAUCUCACUCAUUCGUAUAAAAUAAUACCUAUACAAUGGCACAAAUGCACUUUGAGGGCAAUU